GUGAAGAUGGCGAUGAGGACAGCGCUGCGACGCGUCUCUGCGAACUUCUCCCCCAGGCUGCCUCAGCUGGCGCCCGCAGCGCAGCUCUGCGCCGCCCGGCUGCUGUGGAGGAGCGACUCCCCGCGCACCCUGAGCUCCACCGCGGUCCUGUCCUCAGCACUAAAGUUCACAGAUAAGCACGAGUGGGUGAAAGUAGAAGGAGGCAUCGGCACAGUCGGUAUCAGCAAUUAUGCUCAGCUAGCAUUAGGUGAUGUGGUUUACUGUGGACUCCCUGAAGUUGGCCAAAGACUUGAACAAAUGGAGGAGUUUGGUGCUUUGGAGAGUGUGAAGGCUGCCAGUGAGCUGUACUCCCCACUGACAGGAGAAGUGACUGAAAUCAACAAGGAGCUAACGGAGAAUCCUGCACUUGUGAAUAAAGCCUGCUAUGAAGAGGGAUGGCUAAUCAAGAUGACGAUCGAGAAGCCCGGAGAACUCGACGGCCUCAUGGAUCAAGCUGCGUACGACAAAUUAAUUCAUUCACUUGAAGAAUAAAUCCAUGAAGUCGGUGUGCUUGUUUUGUCAUUUCAAUCAAAGAUUAGUAGGUUGUGUUACUAACAUCUCGUGCGACACUUAUUUAUUUUGAUACUGUAUUUUUUGCUAUCAAAAUAAUUUUUAAUACUCUAACAACUUCCCACUUAGAAGGUGAAGAUUUGUUUUAGCCACUAGCAAACCGAAAGUGCUCUUAAUCUCAAGAUCUCAUGUCUGUAUCACUGGGUCUUGUUUCUGGUGCUUUACUCAAAUUUUAAAUGUGCACAGAUGUGGUAAAAGACUGAAGAGGUAUUGUUAAAGUGCUGUGUCACUUUCAUUCAAUAAAAUCUAAAUAAAAAAAAUAA
Pleuronectes platessa (European plaice) is the source of this 872-nucleotide messenger RNA. RefSeq names its product glycine cleavage system protein H (aminomethyl carrier), b (gene gcshb). Gene Ontology annotation, biological process: glycine decarboxylation via glycine cleavage system; protein lipoylation. The record is from RefSeq and is a predicted model, not a curated record. The transcript has 5 exons. Gene Ontology annotation, cellular component: cytoplasm; mitochondrion; glycine cleavage complex. NCBI's taxonomy places the organism in Eukaryota, Metazoa, Chordata, Actinopteri, Pleuronectiformes, Pleuronectidae. The coding region runs from base 7 to 531 and encodes 174 amino acids.